GCUCCCCUGCCGACGCCUCUGGCUUCGGCCUGUCGCCGAGCCGGCCGCCGCGUCAGGAAGGCUCAGGCGGCUCAGGCGCCGACGCCACCAUGGCCGGCCUGGUGCACCGGGCUGGCGCCACGGCGCCGGAGCAGCCGCCGCAGCCGAGGCUCGCGCAGGCGCGCGGCAGCACGGCUUCGCAGCCGCGAGGUCACCCGCACGUGGGGAGCUCCUGGGCCCCGCGCGCUGCCCCGGCCGAGUGGGCACAGAGGCGGACCCCGGCGCCCCCACAGAGGCCCGAAGCAGCGCACGCGCGGGCGCGCUUCGGACCCACGGAGGAUGUCGACGGGGACGAGAACAACCUUGUCUUCUGAGAGAGCCCCUGUUGGCUGUGUAA
This is a messenger RNA of Prorocentrum cordatum, 376 nucleotides long. The record is from the annotation of a GenBank genome assembly. Lineage: Eukaryota; Dinophyceae; Prorocentrales; Prorocentraceae.